Messenger RNA from Sabethes cyaneus, 812 nucleotides. It is a transcript of the gene RpL15, whose product is annotated as 60S ribosomal protein L15. The record is from RefSeq and is a predicted model, not a curated record. Gene Ontology annotation, biological process: cytoplasmic translation. The transcript has 2 exons. Gene Ontology annotation, molecular function: RNA binding; structural constituent of ribosome. Bases 128 to 742 code for a protein of 204 amino acids. Gene Ontology annotation, cellular component: cytosolic large ribosomal subunit; ribosome. NCBI's taxonomy places the organism in Eukaryota, Metazoa, Arthropoda, Insecta, Diptera, Culicidae.
CUGCUAUUACCUCGAGGUCGGCUAAAAUCCGAUCCUCGAGAGGCAGUGAGAUAGACCGAUGAUGUGACUUCUGAUCAAAACCUGUUUGAUUUCGUUACUAGGGUCUAUCCUCACUCAUUCGCUCAAGAUGGGAGCCUAUCGUUACGUACAGGAGCUGUACCGCAAGAAGCAGAGCGAUGUUAUGCGCUACCUGCUGCGAGUUCGCGUGUGGCAGUACCGUCAGCUGACCAAGUUCCACCGUGCCCCCAGGCCAUCCCGCCCGGACAAGGCCCGCCGCCUGGGCUACAAAGCCAAGCAAGGAUUCUCGAUCUUCCGAGUGCGUGUACGCCGCGGUGGUCGCAAGCGCCCGGUUGCCAAGGGUUGCACCUACGGUAAACCCAAGAGCCAGGGUGUCAACCAGCUGAAGCCAUACCGCUGUCUGCAGUCCGUUGCUGAGGAACGUGUUGGUCGCCGUCUGGGAGGUCUACGCGUCUUGAACUCCUACUGGGUUGCCCAGGAUGCCGCCUACAAAUACUACGAGGUGAUCAUGGUCGACACUGCGCACAAUGCCAUCCGUCGCGAUGCCAAGGUUAACUGGAUUUGCGAGGCCGUUCACAAGCACCGUGAACUGCGUGGUCUCACCUCGGCUGGCAAGAGCAGCCGCGGGCUGGGCAAGGGUUACCGGUAUGCCCAAACCAUCGGAGGAUCGCGGCGGGCUUGCUGGCGUCGCCGCAACCGUCUGCACAUGCGCCGUUACCGUUAAGAUACCGUUUGAUCACCGCCGCUCGGUUGUGGUUAUUUUUGUUCUGAACAGAUCAAUAUAAGAGUGAUGA